Messenger RNA from Drosophila kikkawai, 354 nucleotides. The record is from RefSeq and is a predicted model, not a curated record. Lineage: Eukaryota; Metazoa; Arthropoda; Insecta; Diptera; Drosophilidae.
AUGGAGUAUUCAAGCUCCACGGGUUUGAAUCACAUCAUCGCCGAGGAGGAGGACCAACCGCCGCAGCAGCAGUCCAACAAAGCCAGACUGCCUGUGAUUGGGAGCUAUUUCAAGAUUGAAUCGCCGACCGGAUCGCAGCCGAUCGCAGCUUUGGGCAGCCAGCGUUGCCUCAACACGCCCCCGACCACGCCUAGCAGUCCCCUGCGGGAAGCCCCCCAGAGUCCCUCGGACGGACACGUCUCGUCAUUGAGCUCGCACUCCGGAUCGGGAUGCAGUGACAUCCUGUUGGUGCCAAAGGACAAAGAAUCGCAAGGAUUUGCCACAAACAUGCUGAGCGGGCGUCAUUGCGGCUAA